AUGGAUUUUGCGUUGGAACGAUUGAACAAGAAUUCCAAAACACGUUUCGUCCUCGAGGAACAUAAUCGUUCUAGUUCAAAUGGCAUUUAUAUCAAUGGUGAUAAAAAAAAGUGUGAACAUACAGUCAAAUUACAUGAGAAUGAUAUUAUUGGGAUUGGUUGCCCUGAAAUUGAUUUAAAUAAUGAAGGAUUGUAUGUUUUUAAAGUUUGCAUCAUUAAGUCACCUAUCCUUUAUGAGGAAGAAGAAAUUAAUAUCUUAUCAGAGACAGUUUCAAAUAAUGAUACACCACAAGAAAACAUACCUCAUGUAAUUCAUGAUUUUAAAAAAAGAUGCGGAUCUAAUUUAAGUUGUGAUAUGACAGUACCUAAUAAAAAACCAAAUGUUAUGUGUAAUAAUAUACUUGCAUAUGAUUCUAGUUCUUCAAAAGGUUUUGAGUCUAAUUUAUCUCAUGAAAAUCAGAUUCUUUAUAACAGCAAUACUACUAAUAAUUUAGAAAUCAGACAUGUAACAAAUAUAAGUGCAGAUGAUGAUAUUGAAAUAAUACAUGCAUCGCUAGCAAAAGAUGUAGGGAAGAACACUAUGACAUACGAUUUGAAAUCUACAAAGUAUUUAAAUGGCAAUAAAUCAGAUUUUGUUGACAAAAUUGAUGUUUCUGGUGUUGAGAGUAGCAACAGAGGUGAUGUUAAUAAUAAAGAGAAUUCAGAGUUUGUACAUAAAGCAGAUCAAACUAAAUAUGAAAGUGAAUUACAAAUAACAGAUGAUGAAGGAACAGACAUAUCUAAACGCGAUGUAACUUGCAACAAACCACGGAUUAAAAAAAUAAAACAUGAACCGAAAAUGCAAUUUUCGGAGAUUGAUGUUGUCGAUUUAAGUGACAAUGAAGAAGGAGUAUUUCCAUAUUCCCAAUUAUUUGAUAUCAAAUAUGACGGUAAUAUAGAGAAUAAGAGAGAAAUAAAACAGGAAUGUACCAAUGAUGAUGAACCAAACACUGAAAAAAUUGGUCUGCUAAAUAUCGACGACGAGAUCAUUAUUUUAACAGACAGCGAAGAUGAAGAUAAUCCGUGGUUGGAACGAUUAUCUAGAAGUCAGUUACUCAACGAAGAUAUAAAACCUGUUUUGUAUGAUUCGGUUAUAAAGGAUGAAAUUGAUUUAGGUAUUUGGGAUGAUGAAUUUUCGAAUAUCGAAUCGUCUGAGAUACCGUGUAUUUCCCAGAUUUCUUGUAAUAAAGAAACACCUUGUAAUAAAGAAAUAUCUUGUGAUAAAGAAAUACCUUUUGAAUCACGUACAAGUGUCAUUGUUUUUAAUUCCAAAAUUAAAAACAAAGAAAAUAAUUAUAAUACUAAUUUACCAACCCCAAAAGUGGAUGCGAUGGAUGUAGACGAUGUAGGCGUUUCUAAUAAUUCCAGUACGAGACAUAUUAAUAAAAGCAAACAAAUUAGUGAUAUCAAUACUAAUAAAAAUAAGGAACUGGAAACACAUGCCGAACAAGAUCUAGAACUAAAUAAACAUACAAUAGAAGGAGUAAAACAAAAAUUAACUCCACCGACCACAGAAGUAGGUAUGAUGGUUGUAGUCGAGGCAGGUGCUUCUAAUAAUCUUAGCACAAGAGGUAUUGAUGCAAACAAAUCAAUUAAUGAUGUCAAUAUUAAUGUUAUAAAGAAAAAGACAACACAUACGAAACAAGAUCUAGAACUAAAUAAACAAACAAUAAAAGGUAUAAAACAAAAAUUAAUUAUCCCGACCACAGAAGUAGGUACGAUGGAUAUAGACGAGGCAAGUGCUUCUAAUGACUUUAGUACAGGAAAUAUUUAUGAAAACAAAGAAAUUAAUGAUAGAAAAGUUAAUAUUAAAAAGAAAACAAAUGCGAAACAAUAUUUAGAGUUCUUAAAACAAACAAAUUUAAAACAAAAAUCAGUUUCACCGACCACAAAAGUAGAUGCGAUGGAUAUAGACGAGGCAAGUGUUUCUAAUGACUUUAGUACAGGAAAUAUUUAUGAAAACAAAGAAAUUAAUGAUAGAAAAAUUAAUAUUAAAAAGAAAACAGAUGCGAAACAAUGUUUAGAGUUCUUAAAACAAACAAAAAAUUUAAAACAAAAAUCAGUUUCACCGACCACAAAAGUAGAUGCGAUGGAUAUAGACGAGGCAAGUGUUUCUAAUGACUUUAGUACAGGAAAUAUUUAUGAAAACAAAGAAAUUAAUGAUAGAAAAAUUAAUAUUAAAAAGAAAACAGAUGCGAAAGAAUGUUUAGAGUUCUUAAAUCAAACAAAAAGUUUAAAACAAAAAUCAGUUUCACCGACCACAAAAGUAGAUGCGAUGGAUAUAGACGAGGCAAGUCCUUCUAAUAAUCGUAAUAUUAGAGAUGUUAAUAGAAGCAAACGUAUUACUGAUAUCAAUAUUGAUGACAAAAAGAAAACAGAUACGAAACAAGAUAUAAAAUUACCUAAACAAACAGAAUUGGUAAAACAAAAAAUAAUUACACCGACCAUAGAACUGAAAGCGAUGGACAUAGAUGAGCUAAGCUCUUCUAAUGAUCUUAAUAGUAAUAUUAAUAGAAGCAAACAGAUUACUGAUACCAAUAUUGAUAAAAAUAAACAGAAAACAAGUAUGAAGCAAGAUGUACAGAAAAAUGAGCAAACGUUAGAAAGUAUAAAACAAAAAUUAUCUGCAAAAUCCCCAAAAAGACAGAUUUCGAUAAUAGAACCAUUAAAUUUACCUACAAGAAGAAGACGACCUGAUUAUAACAAAGACAAAGCAACAAAAGUACAAGAAAUUUCACAAUCAAGAAUAACAAAAGAAAAGCGCGUGUCGGAAUUAACAGAAAGGCUUAACAAUAAUCUCUGUAGUAAGGAACAAAAAAAGAGUAUGGACCGCAAAGAAAAAUCUAAAGCAGUAACUGACAGUUCCUCGUUAAGUGAAAUAAAAUCUGGAUCAAUUUCUAAGGAUGAAAAAAAGAAAAUUAUCGAACAGAGAAAGAUGAAAUUGAAGGAGAUUGCUGUAGAAAAGAAACUAGCCGCUGAAAACGACCAAAGCAUGAAACGUAGGAAUAAAGCGAGAGCUAAAAUAUCCUUCAAAACUCGUGGUGAUUUUCUUACUGAACAAGAACCACGAGUAUCUAAAUCGCUUCCAGAUAAAUCUACAGAAUUGCUAAAAUCUAAGAAGCAGUCAAUAAAUGUAACUAAUGUAUUAAAAGAAUCCACAAUUUCCGACAAGAAAACACAGAAAAAUAAAAAAACAGACUUUUUUAAGGAUACAGUAAAUAACAUUGCUGCAUCAUUGCAACAAUCCUUAUAUUUAAAUAAUAUAAAAACUGCAUCUGAGAAAAAUACACUGGAUUGUGUAGCGACCAAUGAUAAUAAAAAGCAAUGUAGUAGUAGCAAGCAUAUAAAAAAGAGCAACAUUGAUAUAGAUCCCACUGUUAAAGUGUCAGAAUUGCAAGAUAAAUCAACUAAAUCUAGUUCUGUAGUACAAAAAGAAAAUUUUGCACCAAACAGUUCGAAAUCGGAGCUUUUAAAGUCAAGCAUAAGAUCGACAAUAAAAAUGAAGAUAAAUAAAAAAGUGACCUUUUCUGACAAAUUCGAAAUACACGAGUACGAUAUCGACCCAGGCAAUACUUUAAACAAAUUGGGAGGAAAAGAUGCACCUAUACCUACAAAUAAAUUAAUAAAACCUGUAACUUAUACAGAUUGGAGCCCGAGGAGAUUGGAGGAGUUCCUACUUUGCAUUUUUAUGUGGAAUCCUGUGUGGCUCGAAGAGCAGCGCUAUCUAAAAAGCGAACCACCAAUAAUGUUAGGUGAACUUCAGGCUAUGAGACUUUCUUACGAUUCUUAUAAACAGUAUUAUGAUGUCGCGAUGCCUCUUCUAUUACUCGAGAUAUGGUGUGUCAUGACUAAAGAUUUCGAAAUGGUUGAGAAGAAUAUGCAGCGUACUACCGUAAUGUGCUCUAUAGUUGAGAAUUCUAUUACGCAAACCCCUAUACCGUCGACUAAUUUAUUCUUGUCGACGCUGACUCUUCAAGUGCUAGUCAAUAAAGAAGAUCUAAAUAAUCAAAGAUAUCCUAUUUACGGAGAUCUGACAUACUUUGAGUAUGUCCAAAAUGAACAUGGUAAACAAACUUUUCACAAGAUAUUCGCAUACGUUACCAACAUGCAAUAUAUUGUUAUCACAGACUCCACGUCUUAUAACAGAGAUUUACAGAAAUAUGUAAAAAAUCCAUAUACAAUUAUAAUGUACACCGUAUUGACACGACCUCUUAAACAUAUCAUCGUAAAUAGAGUGCAAAGAUUUCGAACGGUCACGUAUUUGCGAUCAAAUAUCAGAAUGGUGCAAGCAUUACAAUAUCUCCCUAAUUCGUCCCUGUCAAAGUUAAUUGUGAAUCCGAAGAUUGAAGACUAUCAAUUACCACCACUAGAUGAACACUUUAUGUCUUCUUCACUAGUAACAAAAGAUGAUUUAAAUCCGAAACAAUUAGAGGCUGUAUUUCGAGUGACGAAUACUGUGCUAAAAAAAGAGGCCAAACUGUGUUUUAUUCAAGGUCCACCGGGGACGGGCAAAUCUAAAGUUAUUGUAAAUCUAGUAACUCAAAUAUUAUAUGGAUGUCAAGACAAAAAAUCUUUAAGAAUUCUGGUUUGCGCACCGUCUAACGCUGCUAUUGAUGAAAUCGUAAAAAGGCUUCUUAAUGUUAGGUCUAGCCUAAAACAAAAACGUUUUAAUAUGGUACGCAUUGGUCGAUUAGAGUCUAUGCAUCCAUUGGCCAAAGACAUUUCUGUAUCACAAAUAGCGAAACGCCACCUAACAAAUAUAGGUAAACAAGUAACAACGGAUAACUGUAUUGAAGAUCUAUCAAGUUUACUGGCGCGUAUUAAUUCGGUUAAAACCGAACUUGAAAACAUCCAAAAUAUACAUGAAGAAAAAAGGUAUUCACUCAAUAGGCAACUAUUUGAAACACAGGUAAAAUACGCACUUAUGAAAUUUAAUAAUAAAUCGAUAGACAAUAUCAAUCCAAAGGAGCGCGCCAAAUACCAGCGUAUGUCGGAAAACAUAGUUCUUCAGGGUGCCAAUAUAAUUGCCUGUACACUUUCGUCUUGUUACACUAAUCAAAUGGAAUCGCUUUUUGGUGGUCACAAGGAAAGGAUAUCUGUAUGCAUUGUUGAUGAGGCAACACAGAGCUGCGAAGCAGAGACUUUGAUACCGUUGAUGUUGGGAGUGAAUACAUUAGUUCUAGUGGGUGAUCCGAAUCAACUACCAGCAACCAUUCUAAGUCAGCGAGCGAAGAAGUUAGGAUUAGAUCAAUCAGUAUUUUCUAGGAUACAAAACAUCUUCGAGUCUCAAUCAAAUAGUCCAAUUAUAAUGUUGAACAUGCAGUAUCGUAUGGAAUAUGCGAUUUCGUAUUGGCCUAAUAGAUACUUCUAUGGUGGUAAAUUGAAGAACGCUACCGAUUAUAGAAUGAAAUUCCCAUUUCAUGCCUACAGAGUUUUGAAUCAUAACUUCACUCAGAACAAUGAUAAAUUUUCCAACACUACUGAAGCAGAAUUUGUGGCGAAUAUAAUUUAUACUAUGUUGACGUUUGCUAAAUGGGAGUCAACAAGUACCACUAUUACUCUUGGAGUUCUCACACCAUACAACAAUCAAAGAACUCUUGUACUAAAUAAAAUAAAUGAAAAGAUAUCUUCUGUACCGGAUGAUGUAAAAAAGAAAAUUACUUUUGAAGUUAAUACGGUCGACGGCUUUCAAGGUCAAGAGCGAGAUGUCAUAAUAAUGUCCUGUGUGAGAAGUAAUGGUAUUGGAUUUUUAUCAGAUAAACAAAGACUCUGUGUAGCACUUACAAGAGCUAAACAUAGUCUAAUAUUAUGUGGAAAUUUUAAUACUUUCAUGAAAGAUCGUAUGUGGAAGGCGUUGUUAACUGAUGCACGAAAUCGAGGAAUUUUAUGUCGUAUUGAUGCUAAUGCGACACCUAAUACAAUUAAAACGUAUAUUAUUAAAUAAAAAACUUAUUUGUAAACUGUUACUUAAUAUCUGCUGCCCUGACGCGGUACUACCCUAACUCCCGACAUGGUACUGCCCUGACCCCUG
Molecule: messenger RNA, 6069 nt
Organism: Cyphomyrmex costatus
Lineage: Eukaryota; Metazoa; Arthropoda; Insecta; Hymenoptera; Formicidae
Gene: Setx
Product: probable helicase senataxin
Exons: 9
Coding region: 1-5982 (1993 amino acids)
Biological process (GO): termination of RNA polymerase II transcription
Cellular component (GO): nuclear body
Molecular function (GO): transcription termination site sequence-specific DNA binding; helicase activity
Source: RefSeq, a predicted model, not a curated record